GGUUGCUAAUAUUAGUGAAGUGAUACUGGGAUCAAACCAUGAAGAGGAAUAUUACAGAAAAUUCAACCCGAGCUACAGCAGGUUGCCUUCCUGUAUUACUGUUUAAUCAAAAGAAAAGAACCCGACUGCCAUUGACUUCAAACCCUAUGGAACACGAGCCAGGCUCAAACAACCUAUUUCCUACACCAGAAAGUUUUGAUUCACCACCAGCAGGCAACAAAGGAUUAACUCAAAACAGAGCACCAGGCAAUCAGACAACAAUUCAAAUCAAUUAUAGGACCAAGUUUCAGUAUCCCAAUAUGAGGACUAAUAUAGAUAAUUCAUGUAGUGGAAUGACUCCUCUGCCAAAUUCAGGAAAAUCUACGAAUACUGAAUGCUGCCAGACUUGCCAACUUCAACAACAUUUAUCUCAGCAUCAACAAAUUCAAGAACAGAGAAAGUUUUCUCAUGAAUCUAACAUCACAAGACAAAACAGUAAGAACAGCUGGAAUCAGCUUCAGCAACAGGUACCUCCACGACAACAAAGUCAGGUACAAAGGCAGUUUUCUGGUGGAUCCAACAUUGCAGGACAAAGCAAAAUGACAGGGUGGAACACAGAUGCUAGACAACAGUCUGGAAAUACUUGGAAAGGAAAUAUUAGGUCUCUCACGAAUGAAAGAACGGAAUGUACUUCUAAUAGGAACGAUCAUAUUCAAACAAAAAUAACAAGUACUUUCGGAUCAUGUGUGCCAUCUGAAUCGUACAAAGCACAAAAAAAGUCUUCUCAGCAAACACAUCAGUGGCCCAAGAGUUCAUCUCAAAAUUCAACAAGCAGUAAAUGUAGUGGCCAACUCAAUCCAUUUUUUGAAAACCAAUUUGAAAGUAAUCCAAGUGAUGUAAUUAAUCAGAAAUCACAACCAGCUCAUGUGAGAGUUAUGCAGCCAGAUAAUUCAUUACGUAUUGUGACCACAUCUAUAGAAGGCAUGAAACACUGGACUCAGUAUAACCACAAAUGUGCAUUGCUAUUUGAAGUCAUUGCUACCCUGGAUUCUGCUGUCAGAGUGGGAGAACAAAGUGCCAAAAACUUUAUUCUGAGAGACAGAAACGAUUCAGUUCCAUCCGUGUUUUAUGAAAUGACCUCCAAAGUCCAUGUGCAACAGCAACUUCUGAAACUGGAAGUCAACGCUGGGAAUGGUAUCGGCACAACAAUCAGUGUAGGUGCACCCUUGGAGCAGCUGCUCUGCUUCGAGGAAACAUUGCUCAAGAGUGAAAUUCUGACCUUGGCAUUUAAAGCUUGCGGGGAAAAUUGA
Molecule: messenger RNA, 1289 nt
Organism: Rhincodon typus (whale shark)
Lineage: Eukaryota; Metazoa; Chordata; Chondrichthyes; Orectolobiformes; Rhincodontidae
Product: spermatogenesis-associated protein 22
Exons: 10
Coding region: 39-1289 (416 amino acids)
Biological process (GO): meiotic DNA repair synthesis; homologous chromosome pairing at meiosis; regulation of meiotic cell cycle
Source: RefSeq, a predicted model, not a curated record